Molecule: messenger RNA, 2416 nt
Organism: Ostrea edulis (European flat oyster)
Lineage: Eukaryota; Metazoa; Mollusca; Bivalvia; Ostreida; Ostreidae
Exons: 15
Coding region: 549-2150 (533 amino acids)
Biological process (GO): lipid metabolic process
Source: RefSeq, a predicted model, not a curated record
GCGAGCUUCGAUGUUUGAAAUGACUGCCUCCGGACUCGAUGAAUAUUGUACUUUUCAGGCAGCACAUUGUAUUGACCUAAAAAUGUCAUUGAUUGUAUAAUAUUGCCCUCAUGGUUGUAUAGCCGCUGCAUUAAUGGAACCACUGUGUCUGCUGUGAUCCCUAACUUUUGUACCUCUGUUCUGAUCAUCUGCAUUGUACGUGUUGUAUUUAUCACUGUGUCUGCUGGGAUCCCUAACUUUUGUACCUCUGUUCUGAUCAUCUGCAUUGUACGUGUUGUAUGUAUCACUGUGUCUGCUGGGAUCCCUAACUUUUGUACCUCUGUUCUGAUCAUCUGCAUUGUACGUGUUGUAUUUAUCACUGUGUCUGCUGGGAUCCCUAACUUUUGUACCUCUGUUCUGAUCAUCUGCAUUGUACGUGUUGUAUGUAUCACUGGAGUUGUCGAGGAAAUGCUACAUCCGCCAAUUUCCUAGGGUCCGGGUUAAUCCUUGGAGAGAAACUAUUGGCGACAUAUAGGAUGUACCACUGAAACACGUGGGUGUGACAGAAGAUGGGAGGUGCUUCAUCAAGUUUUCAAUUUUCUGACGAGAGAAGCCGAUAUGUACAGAAAUCCAUCAAGAGAGCUACUAAAGAUAGCCAAGACGACAUCGAUUCUUAUCCAGUACCAGCGAAGUUCGACUACAACAUAAACCCAGCGGCGGAGGAUUAUCCGUUUGAGAAUGUUGUUUUAGACGGCGGCGGACUCAAAUCCAUUGCCUAUAUAGGCGUCAUUAAGGCCCUCGACGAUGCCAACAUUUUGAAGACCAUUGACAGAUUUGCUGGGGCGAGCAUGGGUGCUUACGUGGCAAUGCUAAUGGCCUUGGAAUGUACCAACGAGGAAAUAGAAAAAGUACUGAUGAGAAGCCCUCGAGCGAUGUAUGAGUCGCCUGCAUGCUGUAUCUCGUGCAAUGUUCUGUCUAACUAUGGAUGGCAUUCAUUUCAAAACGAAUACGAAUUCAUGGGUAAAAUCAUCGAAGAUAAACUCGAAGAUAAGGAUGCUACAUUCUUAGACUUGUAUAUCAAGAAAAAGAAAGAAUUGUGUGUAGUCGUAACAAAUGUCAGCCACAAAGAGGAGGAGUAUAUGCACGUGAAAACCACUCCGCUCAUGCCUAUCCGAGAGGCCAUACGCAUGUCCACAAGCUACCCAGGCUUCUUCCAGCCAGUCGUUUACCAACUGAAUGGAAUAGAGACUUACAUGGUGGAUGGUAGUGUGAUAUCUAAUUAUCCAGUGCAUUGCUUUGAUGGUUGGUGGUUGUCGAUGAAAAAGGAAGACUCGUUUUUUAACAUGCUGCGAGAGUUUUACGAUGUACCUGUUGUUAUUGGGAAGUUGGAGAGAUUCAGAUCACGAGAGCAAGACAAGGACAAGACUGUUGGGUUUGCAUUGUACAAUGACUCUGAUAACGAUCUCUUCAAAUCGUUUUUCGAACACGACCCAGGAUACGCAACUGUGACAUAUCCGGAUACACCUUUGGGCAGAAAGGCCGAACACAAUCAAAGGAUAAAGAAGGAGGAGUCAACUGUGAAAGAGUCCUUCAGACGAUUGAUGGAGGCAAUGAGGAAAAGAGACAUAGUUGAAAACGAGUCCAUUCCAGUACCGACACUUCGAGAAAUCCUGAGUGAUGAAAGGUUUACAAGUCAUCAUCGGGAAACUUUGUUUGGAAAAGGUGUGACUGUUGAAGAUAUUUUGAAACGAUUUGACACUCAUAACAGCGGAUGGACAAAUGAAAGGUUCGUUAAGCUCUUGGAAGGAAUAGGAUUUGAUAUUCUUCAUGGAAAGUUCCUUGGAGAGGCCAGUAAAAUAGAUAAUGCGUUCUCUUACGGUUCAUCGGUUCUACAGGCGGUGACCAGAACUUGUGACAGACUGUACCUGAAAGAGGAGGACCUUCAUAGGACUGUAGGUAUCAAUACACAUCACAUCGGUACCUUCUCAGUGGAUAUAAAGAAGGAGGACAAAGAAUUCAUUAUACAGACAGCAUAUGAUGCAACCAUGGACUUUUUAAAAAAGUAUACCAAAGAAAGGAAGAAUUCCGUUUCGAGAGCGCGAGGCAACACCGAGAUUUCACACCUCCAGGCUGGGUUUCAAACGGAAGCGGUGACGUAUGCGCGUGUGUGAGAUACUCUGAGGUUUUUCUGUACUCAGUUGAACACUGUCGCUGUAUUCAAAUGAAUAUACUGUUCAACAUAACAUUAGCUGUAUCUUUUUAAGCAUUGAGUUGGGGGAUCAUUGUAAUAUUUUCAUACCCCCCCCCCCCCUAUUUUUCAUACAAUCUGCAAGUAAUAUCAAUAAAAUUGUACAUGAGAAAACAUUUUGCGGUUCUAACAUGUAUAGAAAAUGUAUACAUUCGAAUAAUAGAAUUGAAUUAUAGUGAAAAUUAAAAA